Ochotona curzoniae (black-lipped pika) is the source of this 2488-nucleotide messenger RNA. Its product is annotated as tubulin polyglutamylase TTLL13P-like. The transcript is spliced from 15 exons. Lineage: Eukaryota; Metazoa; Chordata; Mammalia; Lagomorpha; Ochotonidae. Gene Ontology annotation, biological process: microtubule cytoskeleton organization; protein polyglutamylation. Bases 50 to 2488 code for a protein of 812 amino acids. Gene Ontology annotation, molecular function: tubulin-glutamic acid ligase activity; tubulin binding. The record is from RefSeq and is a predicted model, not a curated record. Gene Ontology annotation, cellular component: cilium.
AGGAAUGAAUGAAUGAACCUGCACAAGCUGUGCAAGAGAGUCUAGCAGAAUGGAGCCAAGCACCUGUAAGACCAGUGAAUCCGAGGAAGACUAUGCUGAGGAAGAGGACUCGGAGGAAGAAUGCAUCAAAGUGGAAGCCCCCAUCCCUCCUCACCCUCCCCCACAGGUGCUCCUGAAAGAAAACUAUAAGGCACUGGAGAAUAGAAUUCCCUUAUCCAUUGUAGCCAAGAAAAUCAUAACCCCUAACAACGACUUCGAAGCUGGGAGGAGGAGGAGAAGGCGGAAACGCAGACCCCUGGCUAUCAAUCUGUCUGGCUGCAAAUACGAGAGUGUGCGACGGGCAGCCCAGAUAUGUGGCCUGAAGGAGGUGGGAGAUGAGGAAGAGUGGACUGUGUACUGGACAGACUGUUCUGUGUCACUCGAGCGAGUCAUGGAAAUGAAGAGGUUUCAGAAAAUCAACCACUUCCCUGGCAUGACAGAAAUCUGCCGCAAAGACCUGCUGGCGCGGAACCUCAACCGCAUGCAGAAACUCUACCCUACCGAGUAUUGCAUCUUCCCCCGCACCUGGUGCCUCCCCGCCGACUAUGGGGACUUCCAGUCCUAUGGUCGCCAGCGAAAAACUCGCACUUACAUCUGCAAGCCCGACAGUGGCUGCCAGGGACGCGGCAUCUUCAUCACUCGGAAUCCUCGGGACAUCAAGCCGGGGGAACAUAUGAUCUGUCAGCAAUACAUUUCCAAGCCCUUCCUGAUUGACGGCUUCAAGUUUGACAUGCGUGUCUAUGUCCUGAUCACAUCAUGCGACCCCCUCCGCAUCUUCAUGUACGAGGAGGGUCUGGCCCGCUUCGCCACCAUGCCCUACAUGGAGCCUAGCUCCAACAACCUGGAGGACGUCUGUAUGCACCUGACCAACUAUGCCAUCAACAAACACAAUGAGAAUUUUGUGCGGGAUGAUGCUAUGGGCAGUAAGAGGAAGCUGUCGACACUCAACACCUGGCUGCGGGAGCACAGCUACGAGCCUCGGGAACUGUGGGGGGACAUCGAGGACAUCAUCAUCAAAACCGUCAUCUCAGCCCACUCGGUCCUGCGCCACAACUACCGCACCUGUUUUCCCCAGUACCUGAGCGGAGGUACAUGUGCCUGCUUUGAGAUCCUGGGUUUUGACAUCUUGCUGGACCACAAGCUGAAGCCCUGGCUGCUGGAGGUCAACCACUCUCCCAGCUUCACCACGGACUCUCGCCUGGACCGCGAGGUGAAGGACGCACUGCUCUGUGACGCCAUGACGCUUGUCAACCUCCGGGGCUGCGACAAGAAGAAAGUGAUCGAGGAGGACAAGCGGCGGGUUAAGGAGCGGCUGUUCCAGUGCCACCCGCUGCCACGGGAACCCAGGCGAGAACACAUCGAGUCAUCCCAUUCUGCCAUGCUGGACCAGCAGCGAUACGAGGACUCUCAUCUCGGGGGGUACCGGAGGAUCUAUCCUGGACCCGACACGGAGAAGUACGCACCCUUCUUCAAGCACAAUGGUUCCCUCUUCCAGGAGACAGCCGCCUCCAAGGCCAGGGAGGAGUGUGCCAGGCAGCAGCUGGAAGAGAUCCGCCUUAAGCAGGAACAGCAUGACCCCUUGGGCACUAGAAGGCGAAAGGAAAGCAGGGACCAGAACCAAGGGGAAUCCGCCGGGGAGAAGAGCCGAGCCAAGCCGGGCCCUCGGGGCUUUGCCACCCAUCUGGCUUUCAGGAAACGGAUCCAGGAGAAAGAGCUGGUUCCUGUAUACCUGGACACUAUGCAACCCCAAGAAAUUGUGGAAGAGGAGGAGCUGGAGCGCAUGAAGGCCCUUAUGCAAAGGGAGACCCUUAUCCGGAGCAUGGGUGUGGUCCAGCAGCUCACCCGCAUGCUGCACCCCAGCCAGCAGAGCCAGAGACGGCUGCAUGAGUACCGGGACGGGCCUAGUGGUCAGGAACUGCAAACUGUGAACCUGGUCCCACUGGUGCUCCUGACAGGAGCCAUCGCAAAGCAGGUCCCUCCUCACCUCCUGCAUCCAGUUCGGACCCACGAACUGACCCCCAGGAUCUUAGGGCCACUGUCGAAUGUGAACACCACCACCCCACACCAGCCCCGCUGCCACCUGCAGUCCAAGAACUUCAGCUGGCUAGCAGACCCAGCAGGCAUCAGCCCCUGCUCACUGCCAAUGAAGCAACUCGGGAGGCACUGUGUUUCCAGCACCCGAAUGCGGCUCACCAGCAAAGGCCACGCCAGCAGAAGGCUAGAAGCCAUAAACCGUGCCCUGUCUGGGUCAGUGCCGCCCAGUUUAACCCCCAAGCAAGGCUACUUCUUGCACCCAGAGAGACUGGCAUGUGAGUCGUGGACUGGACACACUUUGCCCUCCAUGCUAAGCUCUGAACCCUUGGCCACCACAACGCUCAGCCUCUAUCGCGCCUCUGCCCCGAUGCAGCAGCGUUCCAGCGCCCUCUUCCGCAUCAGCCAGCACUGGUGA